UAGACAGACACUCGAUCAUUGGGUCAAUGGCAGCUCUUCUAGCUGUUCAUGUUCCUGCCUAUAAGAAAAUGGUGUUGUGCGUUACUUUAGGAGACAGAAGAAGAGAAUGAGUAGAGAGGGAAAAGUAGUAUGUGUAACAGGAGGUUCAGGUUACAUAGCAUCAUGGCUGGUCAAGUUCUUACUCCAACAUGGAUAUACAGUGAAAGCCACUGUUCUUGACCUAAGCGAUCCAAAGCAAACCGAACACCUGCGAGCACUCGAUGGAGCUAAAGAGAGACUUUGCUUGUUCAAAGCAAAUUUACUGGAAGAAGGGUCUUUUGAUUCUGCUAUUGAUGGAUGUGAAGGUGUAUUUCAUACAGCUUGCCCCCUAUUUUAUACAACUGAUCCCAAGGCAGAACUGAUUGAUCCUGCAGUGAAGGGAACACUAAACGUUCUCAGGUCAUGUGCAAAAGUCCCUUCUCUCAAGAGAGUGAUCAUAACAUCUUCAAUGGCAUCAGUUAUGUUCAAUGGAAAGCCUCUGACUCCUGAUGUGGUAAUUGAUGAGACUUGGUUUUCAGAUCCUGCCUAUUGUGAGUCAAUAAAGCACUGGUAUUUGUAUGCAAAAACCGUAGCCGAAAAGGCUGCUUGGAAAUUUGCAAAAGAAAUUGGAAUUGACAUGGUCACAAUACAUCCAGGGUUUGUGAUAGGUCCUUUCUUACAGCCAACUCUAAAUGUCACUGUGGAGGUUAUUCUGAACUACAUAAAUGGAGAAACAUUUCCUAAUGAAAUUUACAGAUUUGUUGAUGUUAGAGAUGUUGCAUCUGCACAUAUUCAAGCUUUUGAACAACCUUCUGCUAAUGGCAGAUAUUGCUUAGUCGAAAGAGUUGUACAUUUCUCAGAGUUGUUGAAGAUCGUCCAUGAGCAAUACCCUACUCUGCAUCUUCCUGAGAAAUGUGAAGAUGGCAAGCCUUUCGCAUUGAAAUAUGAAGUUUCAAAGGAGAAAGCUAAGAGUUUAAGCAUCAACUUCAUUCCCUUGGAGGUGAGUGUUGUGGACACCAUUGAAUGCCUGAAAGAGAAGGGCUUUCUUGGUGUCUGAUUCAUGCUAUAUUGAAGGAGAAGUGAUGCAGAUAAAUGCGAAGGAAUUCUGUCUGCAUUUCUGUUAUGUUCUUUUUCAUUGCCACAAGGAUUAUGAUGUUCAAGA
Messenger RNA from Hevea brasiliensis (rubber tree), 1180 nucleotides. Its product is annotated as phenylacetaldehyde reductase-like. Bases 107 to 1075 code for a protein of 322 amino acids. The record is from RefSeq and is a predicted model, not a curated record. The transcript is spliced from 6 exons. Lineage: Eukaryota; Viridiplantae; Streptophyta; Magnoliopsida; Malpighiales; Euphorbiaceae. Gene Ontology annotation, molecular function: oxidoreductase activity, acting on the CH-OH group of donors, NAD or NADP as acceptor.